Molecule: messenger RNA, 444 nt
Organism: Apaloderma vittatum (bar-tailed trogon)
Lineage: Eukaryota; Metazoa; Chordata; Aves; Trogoniformes; Trogonidae
Gene: TEX47
Product: chromosome unknown open reading frame, human C7orf62
Exons: 3
Source: RefSeq, a predicted model, not a curated record
GCUUGCAGUAGCACAAUCCAUCGCAUCAUCCAAGAUUUAGCUUCCCUCCAAAGGCAAGGUCGUAGUGCUUUACUCCAGGAAAUUAAAGUUUUAGUGGUGGCAUAUAACAUCCCCACCAGACUGUUCCCAGACUGGUACGUGGCAACGGCGACGUCUCCCAUGACGUGCCCACGAGACUCGACGCGGUCACAGUCUACGGCAGAGGUGGUCGCCGAGUGCCUUACCCACCUACUCAAACUGACGUCCUGCCUUCAGACGUUUGAGGAUGACAGUGAGGAUACGGAGGAGAGCAUACACGCUCUUGAACCUGAGCUGCUCAUCCCGGUGGAGACAGUUAACUAUUUGUGUAAUGCUGAAGAAUGUGCAAGUCCAGAAGAUUUUCUGAGAAUUUAUUUAAGUCCUUCACAACUUGCCCUGGAUUCAGGUACACCGCAUGCAGCUUGA